GGAAAAGAAAACGCGUCGCUUGAGUGGAGGGAAGUUUGACGACUCUUCGAGUGUAAAUAUCGACAUUACAUCGGAAUGAGUGGACAGGAAUCCAAAGGUGGCCCAUGGAGGGGUGGCAAUGGUGGUUGGAGAGGAAACAGUGGAGGAUGGAGAGGAGGAGGUGCUGGAGGAUGGAGAGGAGAAGGAGGAGGCAAUAAGGGAUGGAGAGGUGGAGGAGGAUGGAGAGGAAGCAGUGGAUGGAGGGGUAAACCUCUGAGAGGGGAUUCAGGUACUGGACAAGGAGGACCAAUGGGAGGGAAGACUGGCGGCGAUAGCAGAGUGUCGGCAAGUCACAGCUCACACAUUGGCACACAUAGGGUCCUCCAUCAGGCCACUCUGGAUGUGCUGUGCCCUUACAAAGGAUGGUCACUGUACUUCACUGACGGUUUCAUCGAGAGCUCUCCCAGUGUGGAGAAGAUCAAAGUGUUUGAGAAGUACUUUGCCUCCAAGAUUGACCUCUACGACAAGGAGGAGAUCGAGCGUCAGGGCAACGUGCUGAUAGAUUACGCAGACUUGAGCACAAAUGAGACGGUGCUUGCGGCGCUUCCUGCCCUGGCUGUUGAGUUGAAGGAGCAACCGGAGGUGAUCCUCAACUGUUUGGGAGUGGCCGUUCACCAAGUGUUAACCGCGGACUUAGAAAAGCAGGCUGCCGAGCUGCCCGGGGACGAGCUACCUACGGCCACACCAAUUAUCCACAUCCCUCACAUCACCGCAAGGCUGUAUAACUAUGAGCCGCUGACUCCGCUACGCAAGCUGCGCGCCAGCCUGUUCGGCUGCCUGGUGUGCGUGAGGGGCACGGUGGUCCGGGUGAGCACCAUCAGGCCUCAGUGCAGCAGGCUGGCCUUCCAGUGCCUGACGUGCUUCAGCACGCUAUCGCUACCGCUGCAGCGCGGGAAGUAUGCGACACCCACCAAGUGCAUCCGUUCAGAUUGCCGCAGUCGUGCAUUCAGUGCCAGACGGAGUUCCCCUCUUACACACACCGUCGACUGGCAAAUCAUCAAGGUGCAGGAGUUGGUGUGCGGCGAGAGGAGGGAGGCCGGACGCAUCCCACGCACCGUAGAGUGCCACCUGACCGCCGACCUCUGUGACAGUUGCGUCCCCGGCGACACAGUGACAGUGACGGGGAUCGUUAGAGUCUCAACGGAGGGCAACUCCCGGAGGAAUAAGGACAAGUGCAUGUUCCUCCUCUACAUUGAGGCCACCUCAGUGAGCAACACAAAAGGUAAGCAGUCAAAGCCUGGAGGCGCGGGGUCGUCCGGCAGCUCGCCCGAGGAUCGCACUGGAGGUGAGGAGUUUAGCCUGAAGGAGCUCUACGCCAUCCAGGAGAUCCAGUCGCAGCCUGACCUGCUCAGACUCAUAGUUCACUCUCUGUGUCCAGCCAUUUACGGCCACCUGUUGGUGAAAGCGGCGCUUGUGUUGGUGUUGUUCGGAGGCCGGCAGAAGCACGUGGGGAAGAACCGCGUCCCAGUCAGAGGAGACCCCCACGUCUUGAUGGUGGGAGAUCCUGGACUGGGCAAAAGCCAGAUGUUGCAGGCGGUGUGCAAUGUGGCUCCUCGGGGGAUCUACGUUUGUGGCAACGCCACAAGCACUGCAGGACUAACGGUGAGUUUGUGCAGAGAUCAACCAAGUGGAGACUACGCCCUGGAGGCUGGGGCCUUGGUGCUGGCUGACCAAGGAUUGUGCUGCAUUGAUGAGUUUGACAAGCUGGGCCGCCAGCAGCAGGCUCUUUUGGAAGCCAUGGAGCAGCAGUCCGUGAGUCUGGCAAAGGCGGGCAUCGUUUCCUCUCUGCCCGCCAGAACCUCCGUCGUCGCUGCCGCCAACCCCGUCGGAGGCCAUUACAACCGAGGCAAGACCGUCUCUGAGAAUUUGAAGUUGGGCUCACCGCUGCUAUCCCGCUUCGACGUGGUCUUCCUCCUCCUGGACAUCCCAGACGAGUCUCGCGACCGUCGCCUGUCGGAGCACAUCAUGGCCACCCGGGCCAGCGGAGGGAAAAUCAUCAGCGCCGUCAUUGCUAGGAGCUGCGAGAGAGAUGCCGAGACAUCUGUCUUGUUGGAGCCCGCGGACAUGCCGCUGUCUGAGCGUUUGCAGAUCCCAGUAGGUGAAGCGGUCGACCCCAUUCCAGCGUCCUUGUUAAGGAAGUACAUCAGCUACGCUCGCCACUACGUUCACCCCACGCUCUCAUCGGAAGCCGCUCAGACACUUCAGGACUUCUACCUGUCGCUGAGGUUCCAGUCGCAAGCUGCCGACACCACUCCCAUCACUACCCGUCAGCUCGAGUCUCUCAUCAGACUCACCGAGGCGAGAGCCAGACUGGACCUCAGUGAGACGGCCACCAAGAGCCAUGCUGAAGACGUGGUGGAAAUUAUGAAACACAGCAUGGUUGACACGUACUCUGAUGGCCUGGGCAAUCUGGACUUUGAGCGCUCGCAGCUGGGCGCGGGCAUGAGUCAACGUAGCGCCGCAAAGAGACUCAUCAGUGCCCUCCAAGCGCACGCCCAGCGGACCAAUCAGAAAGAAUUUGACCUGCAGACCAUCCGAUCUGUGGCGAAAAGGCUGAACAUCCAGGUAAUGGACUUUGAGGGUCUGGUGAGUUCACUGAAUGAACAAGGCUACCUGUUGAAGAAGGGAGCCAAGCUCUACCAACUUCAGACUGUCUGACAAGCCAAACAGACUUGACCAUCACUCACCGAAGGACUAAAAUUACCAUUCGACACCAAAACAAAUAACAGACUAGGCAAGGAGUGUGAAAGGUAUCUCUCUUCUUUAAUCAGACCCACUAUAUCUGUUCUGCCAACAUUAAUUUACAUUUUAUGUAUUAUUUUCAGUAUUUUAUAAUGAAAUCCCAUUGUUUUGAAGAUCGCAUGUGGUCUCAAGCACAAGAUUUGCCCACCCAUGUGAUAGUACAGGCUACAUCUACCAGAGAAUUCACAUAGAGGUAUCUGUAAUUUCAUUUGAAUUAGUCGUUCUCCUCAAAAGACACAUUUUUCUAGUUUUCGGGGAGGGGGGGGGGGGGGUAUUUUCUUGACUCGCACUUUGUUAUAGAGCUAUUUAUUAAAUAAACAACUUUUCGAAACUAGG
Molecule: messenger RNA, 3117 nt
Organism: Syngnathus acus (greater pipefish)
Lineage: Eukaryota; Metazoa; Chordata; Actinopteri; Syngnathiformes; Syngnathidae
Gene: mcm8
Product: minichromosome maintenance 8 homologous recombination repair factor
Exons: 21
Coding region: 76-2697 (873 amino acids)
Biological process (GO): double-strand break repair via homologous recombination
Cellular component (GO): MCM complex; nucleus
Molecular function (GO): single-stranded DNA binding; ATP hydrolysis activity; single-stranded DNA helicase activity
Source: RefSeq, a predicted model, not a curated record